CGACCUUAUCCACAGGAAUAUUGAUAUCAUUCGACUACCACCAAAAACAACCUCAGUUCCCCAGCCUUUGGAUGCAGGGACCAUUCGCUCAUUUAAAGUGAAAUAUAGUCGGGAUAUGAUUCGUGUUGUAUCCAAGUGGCGAGCAGAGGCAGAAUCUGGCAAAGCAAUUCCUAACAAUCUGCUGUGGCCAUGCCUUAGUUCUGCUUGGGACGCUGUGACAAAGGUCACCAUUAGCAUCUGUUUCGCCCGCGUCCUUACUAUACCUCCAGAAAUUAAGGAUCUUUUACGAACGGCCGACGAUCUCGAUAACGACAACAAAGACGUGGAACAGCUCAAGCAAGAGAUAAUGGAAUUGUACCAUGAUCGUGUAGAAGCCAUCAAGAAACAGAACUGUCUCGACUGACGAGAAAUUCAAGAUGUUCUUUCUAUCUCCCGGGAGUGUACGACUAGUCGACGAGGAUGACAAGGAUGAGGAC
Messenger RNA from Gamsiella multidivaricata, 476 nucleotides. RefSeq lists its product as uncharacterized. The record is from RefSeq and is a predicted model, not a curated record. Lineage: Eukaryota; Fungi; Mortierellomycota; Mortierellomycetes; Mortierellales; Mortierellaceae. The transcript has a single exon. The coding region runs from base 116 to 403 and encodes 95 amino acids.